Molecule: messenger RNA, 2061 nt
Organism: Schistocerca gregaria
Lineage: Eukaryota; Metazoa; Arthropoda; Insecta; Orthoptera; Acrididae
Gene: Gpa2
Product: thyrostimulin alpha-2 subunit
Exons: 4
Coding region: 124-522 (132 amino acids)
Biological process (GO): cell surface receptor signaling pathway
Molecular function (GO): hormone receptor binding
Source: RefSeq, a predicted model, not a curated record
GCGCCCUCUCUGCCGACAACGCCAGACCUUCCGACGCCGCCGCCGACGCCGCCUCCGACGCAACCCCACGCCGCCGAGCCCGCUGAGCCGCACCGGUGCCGCCGCCACCUCCGCUGCUUCAAGAUGGUGCCGCCCUUCUCCCGGUCAGCCCUGCACUUCUUCGCGCUGGCGGUCGCUCUCUGCCUGAGUGCGGUGUCAGCAGGCAUGGACGGCGAGAGAGACGCCUGGGAGAAGCCCGGCUGCCACAGAGUUGGGCACACGCGGAAGAUCAGCAUCCCGGACUGCAUCGAGUUCCCCAUCACGACGAACGCGUGCCGCGGCUUCUGCGAGUCGUGGUCUGUGCCGUCGGCGCUCAACACGCUGCGCGUCAACCCGCACCAGGCCAUCACCAGCAUCGGGCAGUGCUGCAACAUCAUGGAGACGGAAGACGUGGAGGUCCGUGUGAUGUGUCUCGACGGGCCCCGAGAUUUGGUGUUCAAGUCGGCAAAGAGCUGCCAAUGCUACCACUGCAAGAAGGAUUAAUGACGUAGGCUCUCCCGCAUCGCUACCAGCGGUUCUUGACGUCUCCCAGUCACCAGGAUCCACAGUUACUCCCAGCUGGCGACUGAUUUAAUUGCGUCAAUAGUUACUAAAUUUAUUCCUCAAGACGACAUUAGUUCAACGAUAGUUUAUAAAGUAGAAAGGUUUUAGUAGUUGCUGUAACCAUUAUUUCAGUUAAAUUCUGUUCACUAUUGCUGUAUCAUAAAUUAACUUCGAUAGGACUGUGUCUAGUCUUCUCACGUCAUCAUUUUCAAUUAAUCUAUCUGAGUACAAUAGUAGACUGUUUCACAAUUAAGACUUAGUAAACCAUAAUAAUACAUAGUACAGUGCCAUUCUGUAGAAAUUACUUAUUCUCUAUUCUGAAGACGAUCUUUUUGUUCUAACAUGACUUGGAGGCGUCAAGAAAAUUUUUGCGUGUUGUAUUAUUUCCGUAGAAUAGCUCCAACUGAACUUCCAGUGAAUCAUAUAAUGUAAUACCACGUAACAAUUAGAACUAACGUAGCUUUGCAAUGCCUCAUUAUUUUAACUUCUCAGGGAUUGUGUUCCAAUGUAACAGAACACUGUAUCUUAAUUUAAGUAUGCUUGAGAUCUAAUAAAAUGUGCAAUGAUGCAGAUUUUUGUCUUCUCAACAAAAGAUGAAACGAUGCUGUGUCUAAUAUUUUUCUGUUCCCAUGAAUUUAUCUCCUUUCUAACACAUCGCCAUAUCUUGGUGCCAGUUUCCCCUUGACACCACGGAACGGUACUGAGGAGUAACAACACUUCGACUCUUCAGACAAAGAUUGUAUUGUUUAAGCCUUGUACCAAAUGUUAUUUCUCAUCUAUAAUCUCGAGCGCUCGAGUACAAGGUUAUGCAAUAUAUCUAUCUGAUUAAGAAACGCUUUUAUCUUGAAAUGUAUUUUCUUAAAAAUUUAUCGUUCAUAUUAAGAUUGACCAAUAGUGUUCUAGAUGACGUCGGCAUGUAAACAUGACUUGAUUGUAUCUUGAUUGUUCUAGUCAAUUGUUAAUGAACAGUACUGAUGUACAGUAUGUAUCAAAAAUGUAAAUAAAUUAUUAUAAUAGCUUACAUACUAAUGCAUAAUUUUGAAGAAAAACAUUCAUUGUUAAAACUUACUUUCAUGUCCCGAUUUUUAUGACUGUUCUUAUAACUCUUUGCCUCUCAUAAGGACAGGGUGUCAGCUGAUCACGUUUUGCCUAUUCACUGCACUUUUAAUCGCAAGUGAGAAUGGCUUGCUGCAAUUCUAAGGGGAGGAUCAGUAUACACACACACACACACACACACACACACACACACACACACACACUGGUGUAUUACACUCUAUCAAGGGAACAGCUUUACUCUUGUGCCAAACCAUGAUUAUGAGGUUCAAUAACGGUCAUUUUCAUAUCUCUAUUUAGCGUUCUUCACAGCGAACGAUUUUUUAUUCUCAAUAUUAUAAUCUUUGUCAGUAGAUGAAUUACUCAGUGUUCCUAAAUACGUUCAUGUAUGUCUAUCAUAAUACAAAUAAAUACACGUAAAGCUUA